UUAAAGUUACUAUUUUACUCUUUUAAAAAAUUGGUCAAUCUGGUGAAACACAAACACGAGUCACAAGCUAUCUAUUGCAUGGCAGUUACCCCGUUCAUUUCCGCAGUCUCUGUCGAAUUCCGCCAUUUUUGGAUCACCAACCAUUAUCUUACUAUAAAUCUUUUAAAACGCAGUUCCCAUAAAUCUUUUCUGUUUUCCUCUUUCAUCCGAGUACCAAUUUUCUUCAAUUUCUGUUGAGCGCACAGGCAGGCCUUUUUUUUUUUUUCCUUGAGGGCGGUUUUCCAUGUCUUGGGGAACCGCUCUUUACACUGCAAUUUCCAUAUUUUUUUCCAACAAUCCUGCAAAUAGAGAGUCUUCCAUGGUAACUCCCAGUUUGAAUUCUUGAUAGUUGAGAACUGAAAAUCCUGUCUUUUCCUUUUUCUUAUAUAAACAUUAAAAAAAAAAUCUCAUUUUUGAUUGUUGUUUAUGUGAAUUAUGCAAUUCGGCAAGAUAUUGAGAAAUCUUCAGAUCUGUUCGCGUUUAAAAGAUUACAAAAUUACAGGUUGGGAACUGUGUUAUUCUACCCGGGUUGAGACUGAUUACUACCGAAGAAUUCUGUACAAAACCUGUUUGUAAUAAAGUCAAGAAGAAGAGGAAAUGGCAGGACAAUGCACGUGUUUAUCCUCUCCACGGCCCAAUGAAUGGGUAAAGGGGAAAAUAAUAGGAUCGGGAUCAUUUGGGGCUGUUCAUUUGGCCAUGGACAAAGCCACCGGAUCACUUUUUGUCAUAAAAUCUGCAGAAACAGAGGCUGGACUUUUGUCACUCGAGAAUGAGUCUGAAAUUCUUGAGGAUUUGGAUUCUCCUUUUAUUGUUAAAUGCAUAGGCAAACAUGUGUCACGUGAAGCAAAUGGUGAAAGGAAUUAUAAUCUUUUUAUGGAAUACAUGGCUGGAGGCAGUUUAGCAGAUGUCGCAGAAAAAUUUGGUGGGGCAUUGGAUGAGAAAAUCAUAGCUUUGUACACGAGGGAAAUCCUCCAGGGUUUGAAGUAUUUGCAUAAGAAUGGGAUUGUGCAUUCUGAUCUCAAGUGCAGGAACGUGCUGUUGGGCUCAUUAGGAAACAUCAAAUUGGCUGAUUUUGGAUGUGCAAAGAGGUUGAUUGGUUUGAAAAACGAUAAAGUUACAUUACAAUCUUGCAUUUGCAGGGGGAUUGCAGGGACUCCCCUGUGGAUGGCUCCUGAAGUUCUGAGAAAUGAAGGGUUGGAUUUUUCUGCAGAUAUAUGGUCUUUAGGAUGUACAGUCAUUGAAAUGGCCACUGGUAGGCCACCUUGGGAUGGUGAUAUAUCGAAUCCAAUGGCUAAAUUUUUCAAGAUUGCUUGCAGUAAUGAGAUACCGGAGUUUCCUGCACAUUUUUCUCAAGAGGGAUUGGAUUUUCUAAAGAAAUGCUUGGAGAGGAAUCCCGGAAAGAGGUGUACAGUUGAAAAGUUGCUUGAUCAUCCAUUUAUAUCGGGGAAGAAGCUGAAAACCACUGAUUCUAAAAACCAAGGUGCACAUUCACCUGCUAGUGUUUUAGACUCCGGAAUGUAUGAGAAUGAUUGGGAUAAUUCACCCGGUGAUCCUGUUGAUUGCAAUCGAGGAAUUCCUUUUUUAACGAGAUUCUGUCACUUGGAAAAUAAAGUGUCACAGAAUGACAGAACAAAUGCUGAGUCCUCGGAUAAAUGGAUCACUGUCAGGCCAAGUUAGAGAAGGUAUGCUCCUGUUGAAUGUGAGUGGGCAGGAUUAAAGAAGAAAAAUAUCUAGAAAAUUUUGUCGAUUAUCAUAAUCUAUUCCCUUGUACCAAACAUGUGGGAUUUUGAGGAAGAUGGCAUAUAAUAGGCAUAGAAAUAGAUUAAAAUGUACAUCACACAAUAGAGGUAUAUCUAUAUAGGUUCUUUAAUAGUGUUAUUAUUGUUAUUAUUAAUAUAGUUUUGAAUUUUGGAUAA
Messenger RNA from Olea europaea var. sylvestris, 1955 nucleotides. Its product is annotated as mitogen-activated protein kinase kinase kinase 17-like. The transcript has a single exon. Gene Ontology annotation, molecular function: ATP binding; protein kinase activity. The record is from RefSeq and is a predicted model, not a curated record. Gene Ontology annotation, biological process: protein phosphorylation. Bases 637 to 1716 code for a protein of 359 amino acids. Lineage: Eukaryota; Viridiplantae; Streptophyta; Magnoliopsida; Lamiales; Oleaceae.